This is a messenger RNA of Candoia aspera, 4849 nucleotides long. It is a transcript of the gene PURA, whose product is annotated as purine rich element binding protein A. The transcript has a single exon. Gene Ontology annotation, cellular component: nucleus. The coding region runs from base 350 to 1306 and encodes 318 amino acids. The record is from RefSeq and is a predicted model, not a curated record. NCBI's taxonomy places the organism in Eukaryota, Metazoa, Chordata, Lepidosauria, Squamata, Candoiidae. Gene Ontology annotation, molecular function: RNA polymerase II transcription regulatory region sequence-specific DNA binding; purine-rich negative regulatory element binding; DNA-binding transcription factor activity, RNA polymerase II-specific. Gene Ontology annotation, biological process: regulation of transcription by RNA polymerase II.
UGGGGCCUGAGUGCCAAGAAGCGAGCGCCUCCCUGCCCUCGCCCAGUCUAACCCGGCGAGACGCUGCCGUCUCCGAUCCCCGGGCUCCUCUCCUGGUCCUCGCGCUCUCCUCUCCCCGUUCCUCUGCCCAGUCGCGCGCUUCCCUCUCUGCCAUGUUAGCCGCUCUCUCUCUUUCUGUCUCCUCCACAGAUCUCGCGAGAGCGGCCGGCUGCUGCUGGUGGCUGCGGAGGGGGUUGGAGCGGCGGCGGCAGGAGCAGUAGCGGCGACGGGCGGCGGCGGCGGCGGAGGCGGCGGCGGCGGCCGGGGGGGCGCAGGCAGGCAGGCGGGCGUCGGGUAGCCCGAAGGCAUCAUGGCGGACAGAGACAGCGGCAGCGAGCAGGGCGGCGGCGGCGGGGCGCCGGGCUCGGGCCCUGGCGGUGGAGGGCCCGGCAGUAGCGGCGGUGGCGGCGGGGUGGGCCUCCAGCACGAGACGCAGGAGCUGGCCUCCAAGCGGGUGGACAUCCAGAACAAGCGCUUCUAUCUAGACGUCAAGCAGAACGCCAAGGGCCGCUUCCUGAAGAUCGCGGAGGUGGGUGCGGGAGGCAGCAAGAGCCGGCUGACGCUCUCGAUGUCAGUGGCGGUGGAGUUCCGCGAUUAUCUGGGCGACUUCAUCGAGCACUACGCGCAGCUGGGGCCCAGCCAACCGCCGGAGCUGGCGCAGGCCGCGGACGAGCCCCGGCGGGCCCUGAAAAGCGAAUUCCUGGUGCGCGAGAACCGCAAGUAUUACAUGGAUUUGAAGGAGAACCAGCGCGGGCGAUUCCUGCGCAUCCGCCAGACAGUCAACCGCGGUCCAGGCCUCGGCUCCACACAGGGCCAGACCAUCGCCUUGCCAGCCCAGGGGUUGAUCGAGUUCCGCGACGCCUUGGCCAAGCUCAUCGACGACUACGGCGUGGAGGAGGAGCCGGCCGAGCUGCCCGAGGGUACCUCCUUGACGGUGGACAACAAGCGGUUCUUUUUCGACGUGGGCUCCAACAAGUACGGCGUUUUCAUGCGGGUGAGCGAGGUCAAGCCCACCUACCGCAACUCCAUCACCGUCCCUUACAAGGUGUGGGCCAAAUUCGGCCACACUUUCUGCAAGUACUCGGACGAGAUGAAGAAGAUCCAGGAGAAGCAGAGAGACAAGCGGGCCGCCGCCGCCGCCGCCGCCUCCUCCUCCUCCUCCGGCGGAACAGAGCAGCAGCCGGAGUCCGAAAGCAGCAGCAGCACCGCUAUCCCCACUGGCCCGCCGGGAGCCUUGCUGCAGGCGGAGGAGCCAGAGGAGGAUUGAUCUCCAUCUGUCUUUCCUCCCUCCUCCCCACAUCCCUUCUUCCCACUUGGCUGCCUCCUCCCUGCCCUGCUGCACAGAGACACUGGUAAUAAUGACAACAACACAGAGAAAGACUUUAUACUGUAAGGGAGAGAAAGAGAGAGAAAACCAACAUCCACAAACCGAAAAUAACGCAUACAAUUAAAUAUACCUGUUAUAACUCCAAGGGGAGCACCAUCUACCUAUCCACCACCAAAACUGACAGCCGAGCAAGCAACUUCUUUCUCUCCACCCCAUCGCUGGAUUGUUCCUUCCACUCUUGCUCAUCGUAUAAAACAGUAAGCAGCUGCUAAAAACAAACAAACAAAAAAAUUACAAAAAAAGUAAUAACAUUAUAUAAGAUGAACUGUGUUUCCUACUUGAUUAAAAAAAAUAUAAAGAACUGAGUGUUUAUUUCCCUAAUUAACCAAGAACUUUUGUACACGUUUAAGCUAUUAUUAUUAAAAAAAAGUGUUUGCAAAAAUGGUCAAGAUUAAAAUAUUGCUGAAUUAUAUUAAAAAAGAGAAAAUGUCCUUUUCAUGUUGAGCUAACAUUUGACUUUAGCACAAAAAAAGAGAUAUUUUAGAACACGUAAAAUAAUAUUUUUAGUUUUUCUUCUCAUUUUGUUACCAAAUUUCAAAACCUUUCAUGGAGGUUAUUAUAGUAUAUUUGACACCCUAUAUACCUGUGAUUAGAGAUGUGUAUAUAUAUAUGAGGGCUAGGCAUGCUGUGUGUCUGAGCUUUGUCUAAAUGUUAUGCAGAAGUCUGUAGAGUUAAAAGGUACGUAGGUUUAAUUCAUGCAAGGUAAACAAUAAGUGCUCUCUUUUAUACAAUAUGCAUUGCAUCUGGACCUUAAGCAUAUAAAAUGGUCAGUGAAACUUCUGUGAACAUAAAGAAAAAAUAUUAAAAAGGCAUUUAAAUGAAAUUUGCUAACUUGUGAUUUUUAUGGUUUGAACCAAAGUUAUUCAAAUAGUAAAAAGAGAGAGAGAAAUGAUCUCCCAUAUUUUUCUGCACCUGUUUGGUUUACAACUAAGUAGGUAUCUUGUCAUUGUUGUGUAUAUGAGAUGUAAUUGUAUUGUUCAUAAUAUAUAUAUUUUUAUGAAGUGUACUUAAAGUACUUUAACAUGCAGCGAUUUUCAGUAUGCCUUUUUUUCAACAACAGGUGGUAAAGGUUUUUUUGUGUGGCCACUAGCACUAUUCUUUUAAUUUGUUCAGAGUCUCAGUCAAAACUCCAGCUUAUGCUAGUGCUAACUAACUUGUGUAGGCCUGUCGUAGACAUCAGUUCAACAUGAUUAUGGUGUAAUCCUACUGAGCCAUGGAUUUGAGUUUCCUUUAAAAGUAAAAGCCAAGUUGGUGUGUUGUAAAGAAAUUUUCAUGUAGCUGUGGUGCUAGUUAUUACUGGCUACAUACUUUAUUCAUGUAGUAUUGACCCCUCCCCCAAGUGUGCAAACCUUCAGUUAUAAUUAUGUACUUUGUGUGAUAUAUAUUAAAACUGUAAAGUAUAAAAACAGUCUGUGAGAAUACUAACCUUUCUGGAAGUGUUCUCCAACUUGCAAUUAUUUGUAGUAAUAUACUUUUACAGAUUUUUCCUUUAAAAUGUUUGUGCUUUUAAUUGACUAACUACUUGCUGCUGUAUAGUAAAAAUAUUAAUAUAUUUUUAUCAUUAAACUGCUGCAUGACUAUCAUCAUUGCAAGUGAAAAACAAUAAAUGAUGCCUUAAAACAGUAGAAAAAUAGUUGGAAUUCUGUAGGAAGAAUGGACAAAUCAAGAAUCUUACUGAUUCUUGAGUUUCUAAGUGUAUUCAUUUUCUAAACUACUUUGACAAAUUUAUCGAUGUGGAUUUAACUACUGUAUGUAGGAGAUUCCACGUGUUAGGAACAGAAAUGUGUUUUAGUUCUCAUUGAUUGUUAAGAGAUUGGGUCUAGGCAAGAGAAUGAUGGUUCAAAAGAAAUGUAUCUUUUGUUAAAAAUAAUUCCCUUCUUUGGAGAUGUAUUAUAAGUUAUCAAGACAAAAUCUGUUUCAGUUGUAUCCUUUGUUUCUAGUUAAAUAUAUUUGCUAACGGUGUCUGUAUAGCACCAAAUGUGCAAUAAUAUAGUGGUUAGGAAUUUUUUUUAGAAUCACUGGAAUUUAUUACAAUUGUUUUCUAAGAUGCACUUUUCCAUAAGGAAAAAGUAAGCUUCCAUGGUGCAUAUAAUGUGAUACUUUUUGGCCGCAUGUAAAACAUUGAGUGUCAGACUUGCUUUGUUUUAAUUGGAGUGUUUGUAGGCGGUUUCAUACUGUAUUUGAACUGUGAUGCAGAAAGGACUGCAUUUUCCCUGCUGUAGGUAGUUGGAAAGCUUAAUGUUUUAAUUUUUGCUAUUUUGUUUCUAAGUUCUACUAUUCCCUAUAGUGUCUAAAGUUUUAAUUCUACAGAUUAGCAGAAGCUUUUGUUUUUUUAGCAAUAACUUGUUUUGUAUGGGGAGGGGACAGUCUUGUUCCACUUGAAUUAAUUCAAACUUGUUAAACAGCAAAAUACUUAACUCAGUUUUAGACUGGACGUGGACAGUAGACCCUUAAAGAGACUUUAAGUGGUUUUAGAGUGCUUUGCUUCUCAGGGUGUGAAUGUACAUUUUAUUUGCCCCACUAUUGCCUGUGACCAGAUUUAUAUAACAUAGUAAAUGUUUGUUUAUCAAAGGCAAAACCAGAAUGAAGGUACAUAAUGAAUGAAGCAGUAAGUUCUUACCUACCACCUUUGAUUCUCUAAACCUAUUGUCUGAUUCCAGGCAAUGGUGAAGCUAUUGCAGUCAACAGAUAGGUGUUUUGUUUACUUCCCUUUCCUGAGAGUCAAAGUUCAGUAAAAGGAACUUUUCCUGACCCAUGUGUCUGAAAAUUCAGUCCUUUAUAUGAUGGAACAAGAUGAUAUGUGAAUUGUAUAAUUCUCCUUGUAACACAUUUUAGUCCAGUUCCAGCAGAAUUCUGUGUCCCAAGUCUGAGAAUCCUUUUUUCUCCCAUAGACACACUAGAUAUUUUAGGACUUGGUCAAUAAGAUGUUAUAUGAACCAUAAAUUACCUUGAUUUGAGUUCAUGUUUUUCCAGUUGAGGUGCUCAGUACUUGAUCAAGGUACAAUAACUCACAAUUAAAAUAAGCAAUAGUGAGAGAAUCUUGUUUUAAGGCCAGAUGAAUAAAAGUAAUGGUAUAUUUGAUCAUAUUCGGUAUUUUAAAAACAGUAUGUUCAAAUGUGCCAAGCAUCCACCUUUUGGAAAACAUGCCUUAUUUUUCCUGAAUAUGUUUUCAGUGUGUUGUAGGAAAAAUCCACAGUCACAAUGAUAUUUUAUAUGAAAUGCAAGAAAACUUGAAAUCCACUGCAAUAUAAACAUAGUCUGUUUUUGUUUUAUUUUUAAAUGAAAGGGACACUGUCAAGUAACUUUUAAAAUAUGAUAUCCCUUUCAGAUUAUCACAGCAUGGCAAUUGUGUUCAUUUUAAGUCCACUUGUUUUUUUUUAAGUUGCUCUGUCUGAGAAAUUAAAUAAAUGAGUUAAAAUUAGA